AUGAAAUUGAGACUGAUUGCGGGUGGACUGAAGAAAAUGGGGACCUUCGUGGAUGCGCACAUCCUGAGCUUUGCAGCUGGCGAGGGCCACGUUCUGGUCGUUGCAGCACAUCUUCAGAUCCAAGACCCAGCUCUGAGGACGAUGCAUUGUCUUUACAAUGCUCUUCGCUUGGCGACGGCUCAGAACUUUAGUCUGUGGACGUAUGUUUCUUUGAUGUCCGAUAGCGGACAAGUAUCCAGCCGCCAAAACUAUCUCAUCGCAAUCAGCACGAACAGCCGGAAGAUGAUGUUUACAUUUUCGAGACGGCGCGACAAUGCUGUACCGCAAAGGCUGUCCGUUGUUCAGAUCAUGGUCCUGCAGCGUUACGAGUCUGAGAUGUCAGAAUCUUCUGAUGGUGCCAACACCUGGGCGAAAAGAGAAUUGGAGACCAGGCACCCGAGUGUCUCCACAUCGCUCCUCGCUACGCUGACUGCAGGGGAGGGGCUGCGGUCUCGCAAGGUGGUAGGGCUUUGGGUGGCUAUGGACCGCGCCGACAUGGCAAUGGAGCAGGAAGCCAGAGACUAUUUUCGGCAGCACUUGCUUCGCGCUCUGCCAGCUGAUCUCGCGGAAGAAGAAGCUCCAGUGUCUACCUCGACCGAAAGGCAGCGACCAUUGGUCGACCGUCACUGCGACAUGCUUCUCUUCGCCGUCUCGCAGUCCUGUCUCGCCUGCCUCCUCACGCUCCCCUUCACGGUCGCGGAAAGCAUCCUUGGCUGGAGGCACGAUGAUUUCGAAUGGAAGACCAUCGUGUCCUCCAUGCUCGGGUCCAAAGCGACCGACGCAGGGCUGAUCGAGCUUUCCGGUCGAACGGGAGGCGAUUUCGAGGCCGUGCGCGAUGUCGAGCAAGAGGAGUUGAAUCGAGAAGAGCUUCGAGUUGAGCGCGUGUCGAAGGUCAUCAAACGGGUGCCUGGCGAGCGUAUAGAUGCAGAGAAGAUGGUGCGUGCAAGCAUCCGAUGUCUUCAGGAUGCACAGGGCUACACCACGGAGGCUUUGGCGGAAGAGUGCCGGAAGCUUCAAAACCAGGAAGACGAGGACGAAGGCAACGAUGAGCUGGCUCGCAACACAAAGCUGAACAAGCACAUAUCUCGUGCCAUUGCUCACGAUCGAGGUGAUUAUACUGUGACUGCCAGUACCAAGCACGACGGGGAGGGCAGCUUCCCACUGCAGGCUUGCUUCAGAAAAGACCUGCGCAGAUCCGCAUCAACCCUCAGCUUGAUGUCUACGCUGGGCCGCGAUGUCUCCGAGCGGCUGAAGAUCAUCGUGGAAAAUCCCCGAGAACUGUCUACAUUCUAUGACAUGGACGAGUCUGGCGACAUUGGCAAAGGAAGCUACGGCGUGGUCCGCAAGGCUAAGGUGAAGUUCACAGGCGCCCAGCGUGCCGUGAAGACCAUCUCCAAAGAGCAGUGCAAAAAUGGCUUCGGUGCCUUGAAGAAUGAGAUCCAGAUAUCAAAGAAAGUGGAUCAUCCAAACAUUGUCAAGCUGUACGAAAUUUUCGAGGAUUCAGAAAACCUGUACUUGAUCCUCGAACUAUGCAGCGAGGGACACCUCUUUUCCUAUAUUCGAUCUCAGAAGACACCCAUGAGAGAGUCUACCUCCGCCUUGAUCAUGCGUCAAGUGCUUCGAGGCGUGGCCUACCUGCACAGCUGUUUCAUCGUUCAUCGCGAUCUCAAGCCCCAGAACAUCUUAGUCGUCAGGACUGAUCGCGAGUCUUUGAAUUCAAUGCGGAUCAGCGAUUUUGGCUUGUCCUGUGAGUUCGAACCGAAUCAGAUGCUCACGGCCCAAGUGGGCACCACAGCCUACAUGGCUCCCCAGGUCCUAGUCAAGAGCUAUACUCACGCCUGUGAUGUUUGGAGCUGCGGUGUCAUCCUCCACAUCCUUCUUUCAGGUUUUCUCCCCUUCCUUGGCAAGGAUGCCAGUAAGGAGUCCAUCCGGAAGGCGAUCCUGAGAGGAAAGGUGAAGUUGAUUGGGAGGCGGUGGCAGGAGACCAACCAGCAAGCCAUCAGCUUGAUGAUGAAAAUGCUCAAAGUGGAUCCCUCGGAACGCCUCACAGCGCAGUCUGCCUCAGAGCACCCCUGGCUUCGGCGGCACAAGGUGAAAGAAGAAGCAACGGUGCUUACCAAAGAGGAGGUCGUCACAGGCCUACAGACCUACUGGGAGCUCAACGUUUUCAAAAGGGCUGCUCUCCACGUGAUCGUUACUAUGUUGAAUGAUGAGCAGACAAGCAUCCCCCGGAACACCUUCAUGCUGCUGGACAGUGAUGGCGAUGGCAUCAUCUCUGAGACGGAGUUCGCAGAUGUGUUCGGCAAGUGUGAUUUGGAUCCUCAGAUGUUCCAGCAUGCCGAAAGCGUCACCGGAAGUGACUGCGAACAAAGUGGCAGCGCUGCGUCGCGGACGACUGAGCCUGGUAUCUCGUACACGCAGUUCCUGGCUGCAACGUUCGACAAGAGAAUGUGGGUGCAGAAGCCAGUGUGCAAAGCAGCUUUCAGCCAGUUCGACUCCAAUGGUGACGAGCAGUUGACAUUGAGCGAGCUGGUGUGCUCUAGUAGCAUGCUCGGCAAGCUGAACCCUUUCGAAGCAGAGAAGCUUGUCCACGAUUUCGACACCAAUCAGGACGGUAUGAUCGACUUCAAUGAGUUCUACUCAAUGAUGCGUGCCCUACCAGUGGGGCAAGCAGCCUUGAAACGGUCCGCGUCGAUGAUGUCGAAGAGGUCGAGAACACGAAGUGAUCCGUCGACUUCUUCAACAAUUUCGCGGUCUGGGCAGUUUAACCCGUCAUGA
Symbiodinium sp. CCMP2592 is the source of this 2817-nucleotide messenger RNA. Lineage: Eukaryota; Dinophyceae; Suessiales; Symbiodiniaceae. The record is from the annotation of a GenBank genome assembly.